AGCUCACAGAUUAAAAUCUAAGUUUACAGAUUGCACGUCAGGCAGGAAGAAACAGGCUGAAAUACCCGACCGGGGGACUACAAGAUCCUGGAGUCUGAAGAGAAACAGGAAUAUUUCAGGUGCUCUGGGGUUCAGAUCUUUACGAUUCUGCAAAAACUGAAGAAAAACAAACAUGAACGUCUUCUAGUCUGCUUCUCAGUUUCUGGUGGUUUCCUUCUGAGUGAGUGCGAGUUCAGGACCUCCCUGCAGCACAUGCAGCUGCCGCUCAGCCCUCCCAGUCCUCCCAGCCUUCUCCUCAGUGGGAGUGCUGGGCCGGCUGGAGGGUUUGUGUGUGUGUGUGUGUGGGGGGAGUCUCCUUGUUGUGGAGGGGAGGGUAAAGUGGGCGUCUCUGCAGCUCACAGCUCUAUUACUUAGAGAACAAUCAGAGUCACAGUGAUGGCAGCAGACGGAGGAAGAGGAGGAACAGAUUGAGAGCUCAGUGAAGGAUCGUCAGGUAGAGAAUCCUUCAGAAUCAGCCAAUGAACGAACAACGUCUUCCAGCUGCAUGAUCGACCUCUGACGGGACCGUUCAAAAGACCUUCGUCUUCAUGGUCGUCUUUUUUUUGAACAGAGAAGAUGAAGAUUCAGUGACACGCAGACGACAUGAGCACUGACUCUGACUGCUGAACGCUGGGAGUCAGACGAGCAGAGGAGGCAGGAGACGAAAACAGAGACCCGAGAGAUUCUUAUUAGUGGUGCAGCCGGACUGUGCCAUGAUCGUCCCUGUGGUGGUUUUGCUGCUGGUCCUGGUUCUCUCUGGACCUGAGUUGUCUCGCCAGGACGAGGCUCAGGAUAUCGGGACCAGCGAUAACAUCCUGGAGAGAGACUUUUUGUACACAACAAACAGACAGAAACGUGCCGUGGUCGACCACAGCGCGACCCAAACAGACAAAUGUUCCUACACCUUCAUCGUCCCUCAGCAGAAAAAUACAGGGGCCAUCUGUGUGAACUCAAAGGAGCCUGAUGCCCUGCUGGAGAACCGGGUCAACAAGCAGGAGCUGGAGCUUCUGAACAGCGAGCUGAAGAAGCAGCGGCUGCAGAUCGAGGUGCUGCAGCGGCUGGUGGAGGUGGACGGGGGUCUGGUGAACGAGGUGAAGCUGCUCCGGAAAGAGAGCCGCAACAUGAACUCCAGAGUGACGCAGCUCUACAUGCAGCUCCUGCACGAGAUCAUCCGCAAACGGGACAAUGCCCUCGAGGCGUCGCAACUCGAGACGCGGGUCCUCAACCAGACCAACUCGAUGGGCCAACUCGCUUCGCGAUACCAAGAUCUGGAGCUGAAGUACCAGCACCUGACGGCGCUUGCCAGCAACCAGAGCGCCCUGCUGCAGCAGCUGGAGGAGACCUGCAGGAGGGGGGGAGGACACUCCUAUGGGGGAGGACACCAAACAUACGGAGGGGUGCAGGAGAGGAGUCGUCCAGUCCAGCCUCAGCCUCCUGUCCUCCCUCCUCCCCCGCCUCAGAGACCCGCUCUCUCUCCCGGAGGGUACAGGCCCUUCCACCCCCCCACAUACCCCCGACACACCAACAACCCCAUGACCAACGAGAUCCAGAACGACCAGAAUGCCAAAGCCUUACCGCCUCCACUACCCACAAUGCCCAGCACCGUCUACAGCUUCACUAACGAGCCCUCAGGUCCGUUCAGAGACUGUCUGGAGGCUCUGGAGAGCAGAUACUCCACCAGCGGCAUGUUCCUCCUCAAACCAGACAACAGCAACAAACUCAUGCAGGUGUGGUGCGACCAGAGGCACGACCCAGGAGGCUGGACCGUCAUCCAGAGACGCCAGGACGGAUCCGUCAACUUCUUCAGGAACUGGGAGACGUACAAGCAAGGCUUUGGAAACAUCGACGGGGAGUACUGGUUGGGACUGGAGAACAUCCACUGGCUGACCAAUCAGGGAACCUACAAGCUGCUGGUGACCCUGGAGGACUGGACGGGACGGAGGACCUUCGCAGAGUACGCCAGCUUCAGACUGGAGCCCGAGUCCGACUUCUACAAGCUGCGAGUGGGCCGGUACCAUGGCAACGCCGGAGACUCUCUGACAUGGCACAACGGCAAGCAGUUCACCACACUGGACCGAGACCACGACGUCUACACAGGUAACUGUGCUCACUACCAGAAGGGCGGUUGGUGGUACAACGCCUGCGCUCACUCCAACCUGAACGGCGUGUGGUACCGCGGCGGACAUUACAAGAGCCGGUACCAGGACGGGGUCUACUGGGCCGAGUUCAGAGGAGGCUCAUACUCUCUGAAGAGAGUGACCAUGAUGAUCCGACCCAACGGGAACACCUUCCAGUGACACUAAGGACUGGUUUGAAUGGACAAACAAAAAAGGGAUCCAUCAGGCGGCGUUCAUUUCAUCUUCAGCCUCUGCGUUUUCUUCUGUUGGACAUUUAACCGUUGAGUCAUAACGAGGCUGGAACCACGUCUGAUGAUCCCCGCACAGUUUCUGUAUUUUAUUCUCCUUACAGGUCAAAGUUCAACUUUUCAUCACACACCUCGAUCAAGUCAACUGGUGUUACUGGUGUUACUGGUGUUACUGUGCACAUCAGGGACUUCAAUAAAUACUAAAAGAUUUCUUUGAGUUUACAUUCAGGGAUUAUUAUUGACUGAUGGGGAUGAACUGGUAUAAUAAACCAGUACUGAGAUCACAGUGGUGUUUGUAUAGCAUAAUGGUGCGUUCCAUUUACCUCGGAUCUCUGAACUGGGAAUGACGUCACACCUGAGUUAACCGCAUUCCAGUUGCGAGUUAGCAACAAAUUGGACAAGCAACAUGGAUGCCUCCAGGAGCACCUUUGUCUUGUUAGCUAAUACCAGACGAUAACAACACACAAAGUGAUAGUUUACAUGCGAUAAUAACAGGACAACAUGUCCACAGGUAGAACUUAUACGAUCCUGGAAUAUCCGUAGGGGUGGGGGAAAAAAUUGAUUUGUGUAAAAAUGGAGAUUCUUAUCUUCUGAGAUUUGAAAUAGAUUAAUAAAUUCCAAAAAUCAGUUUUUUUUGGCUGAUCAGUCACUCCCUGCUGAGUGCUAAGGCUGGCUUUUUAACUCAGUAGAAUGUCAAAUGGAGCAACAAGAAAUUCAGCCAGUCUCACAGAUGACUGGAGCAGCUCCAUGAAUCCAGAAUCGUUUGGAAUCGAAAAUAGAUUCUCAAUUGAAUCUUGAGAGAGCCAAAGACUCCCAAUCCCUAACUAUCUUUGUGAUUGAUUUAACUACACAAAACGAGGACAACGCUGCUAAUAAAGACAACAGUUACAGCUUAACUGUUCUGUUGAUGCACAAAUCGGCCAUGUUGGAUUUUAACUCGGGCUACCAAAGGUUCUCUGAAUCUGAAUCCUGACUUCAGGGGGCGACUUCCUGAAGACAUAUCAGACCUGAACUCUGGAUUUCCGACUUUCCGAGAUCCAAUGGAACGCACCAUAAACACAACAACACAGACCGAGAUGAAAUCCAUGGAGGAGGAAUCGAGCUAUUUAUUUCAGUAAACUAUUAAAGGGGAUGUCAGUUAGCGAUUUGUUUGCUUCUUCACUAACUUAACAGACAAACAUUCAUACGUUUAUUCAACUCAAUCAUCCUCGGAUAACAAGAACAUUUCACUUGCUUUGCUCGAGAUCUCGACUUACUCACAUCGUUAUCUCGGGCUAACAACGCUGGUUUUUCUGUGUUGAUAAAACAGUUUCUUGAGAUCCAAAAAAAACCUGGAAUGAUUUCUUCAUCAAAGGAAACCCAGCGUUGGUAUCCUGAGGUAAGGAAGCGAAUAAGUCGAGAUCUCGGGGGGAAAACAAAGUUCAGUCUGGACUAGUUUGUAGUUAAUUUGCAGUUAUUUAUUUUUGGUGGUAUGGCUCAUGUCUUGGAUCUCCCUGUGCUUACAUGGUUAGCCUAAGUCAGGGAGAGAAGCAGCAAAAACCCCAAACAACAAACAUCAAUGACAACAUCAUGACCUUAAGUCAGACACAAUAAAGGAGGAUCUGGGUGGAGGAGGGGAGCAUAUGAAGCCUGCAGAGGGAGCUGCAAAGAGUAGGCAGCUAGAGCAGCUUAAAUAAGGCGGCAUGAGUGUGAUCAUCAGCCAAUAGGAGGCUUUGAAGCUUAUCAGCUGAUGAGGGCUUGCAUGAAAUCAGCUGUUAAGAAAACACUGGCAUGACAGCAGAGCGGGACCCCUUGGCCUUUGUGAACUAACAUUUAUUAAAAUGUAUGGUCGUAUGUACGGCUCCAGUUUAACUAUGUGAAAGAACGAGUUCAACAUGUCAACUCAUUUUUGCUCCCACUGAUGGUGCAAGAACAUCCUCUGUCAGAAGACCUCCAUCUUUACAUCCUGAUAAGCCAAUACAUCGUCACCUUUCAGAAAAAACAACAUCAAUGUUUUGAUGCUGAAGAUUUCAGUGCUUUAACUUUUGCACCAGCCUCACCCACUCUCGUACAGGACAGCUAUCCCUCAACGAUUACAGAAAAUAAUAAAUGUACCAUUUUGAAGGUUUUAUUUGUAACCGACCAGCUCAGCAGAGUUUAUCUGUCUGCUCUCCCAAGGUUUCAGUCAGUGUGUUAACAAGCAGACACAGAAUGAACAGCGCUCUGUUAUUUUUAUAGUUUCAAAUAUUGCAAUAAACGAUGUACAGCCAUG
Molecule: messenger RNA, 4655 nt
Organism: Labrus bergylta (ballan wrasse)
Lineage: Eukaryota; Metazoa; Chordata; Actinopteri; Labriformes; Labridae
Product: angiopoietin-related protein 2
Source: RefSeq, a predicted model, not a curated record